Messenger RNA from Arabidopsis lyrata subsp. lyrata, 1023 nucleotides. Its product is annotated as protein RALF-like 2. Bases 429 to 740 code for a protein of 103 amino acids. NCBI's taxonomy places the organism in Eukaryota, Viridiplantae, Streptophyta, Magnoliopsida, Brassicales, Brassicaceae. The record is from RefSeq and is a predicted model, not a curated record. The transcript has a single exon.
GGUUGCAAAAGAGUAAGAAACAAUUUCAUGAAGAGUAUUAUACACAGAAAAGAAAAGCUGGUUUUCAUAUUUUCAAAUUUUCAAUAGGUUAUUUUUUGGCGAUUUAAAAAAUAUAGUGGAUUCCUGUAGGAAAUCACCCAACAAUAAAAACUAAUUUGUACAUAUAGAUCUAUAGUUCAAUAACACUAGAUUUUAUAAAAAUCAUGAAUCAACAACACAAGAUUUGUUAUCUUAACAAAAAUCAUUCCAGAUAUUUGAUUGAAACAGUAAAUUCACCUCAUAUUGAUUAACAAAAAAAUCACAUUUACUUAAACAGUAAUAUGUAUAGACAAUUCUUCGUAAAAUAGUUUUAACACUAUAUAUUUCACUUUUGUUUUCUAUAUGCAAAUACAUAUAUAUUUUAGUAAAAUCAAAAACAAAAUUCGAGGAUGGAAGCAAUAAGACCUAUGCUCGUGGCAAUACUCGUGUUAUCAUGUGUGUUUAUGAAUAUCAUGAAGGUGGAAGCUCAAAAAGAAAUUGGAUAUCCAGCAAUAGGACGUGAUGGUGCACAUGGAUGUAGUCCUAAAUAUCCUUCAGUACCAUGUCGACCAAAACAACCAGAGAAUCCGUACAAGCGAGGAUGUGAGAAAAUUACAAGAUGUAAACGCGAUGGCGAUGGCGAUAAGCAAGCAGCUCUUCUGAAUCCUCAAAAAGUACUAGAUGUAGUCGCGGUGAUGACAAAGGCCAAGCAGCUCUUCUGAACAAUAUAUGAUUAAAGAUUAUAGAUAUGCUAUAAUCAUAUGAAACUAAUGCAAUUCUACGAUCAUUAAUGAAUAAAUCUAUGAUUUUGUAUUUCUUUAAUUCACUUUGGUCUCCUAUAUAUCUACUGUUAUGAUCAAGAAAUGCAUAACCGAGAAAAAUGGCUUUCUUCGCCAUAUAAAUUGAUGUUGUUUUACUUCCAUUUGGUAUCUGACUAUCUGAGUCAACAUCUAUUAACGAAUGGACUCGCAACAUUUAGAUCAAUGUGAAUUUUGUCUAAUUGUU